AUGCAAAGAGCCACCUCGCCGGUUGGCGACGACAUAUUAUCGAUCCCAUCACCAUCGAGUCAACAGGACUUGACGACUCUCGCCUCUCCGACACCCAUAUUGCCGUCGUUUUCGCUGGCCGAGAAGCUGCCCGUGAGCGCUAUUAGAAAUGGAAGUGUGAUGCCGGAAUCGAUCUCCAACUCGACUAUAAAUGCGACUGCGACACCAACCGCGCGUGACGCAAUGACGACGGAUCGCCACCCGAGCCACCCUCCACCCUCGCCCCUUGAUGCUCAAUCUAAAGAGCCCCGCGUCCACAACAACAUGAUAGUAGAUCCUACCGAUGAGAGCACUGUUUCUGUGAUCAAGGGCUCGGAUAACACUGCCGAGCCAUUGGCUGCCCAUACUGGAACAGAUGCAUUGAGUCCUCGGCGUGUAGGUUUCGGUGGUGCUCCCUCUCCCACCCAAGCGUCAUCGCAGAAGCAACUUAACGAAUAUCGAGAAAAGCUUGCACGCGACCUUGAACGCCGCGAAAUGUCUGCCCGAGGCUUGAUGGCAAGCCCUAAUGAAAAGAAUCGGGUCUCUCCUAUCCCCGAAGAAGGCCUUUCCAGUUCACCGCUUCAGACUUCAGCUCUGACAACGACCUCAACUGAGUCGAAUGCUACUGUUCGAGGUGCUCCCACUCCAGGGCCCGUCGCAGGAACACCGUCAUAUCCAUUUCCACGAAUGGCCCCUGCUGGUUUCGUGCCGUCAUAUCUGCAUAGACCUUUUACCACACUCUCACCUACAGGUGCUCCACGAUCUUUCAGCUAUGGUUCUUUUGACGCCUUGGGCAUGACUGCCCAGGAUAAGGUCCUUUCAAGUACUUCGACUCCAGCAUCCAACUUCACGUUCAACCCGUCCGCAAUGUCACCACAGCCUGAAAAUCUCGAUUUUCCCAAUCCUAACCUCUACGAUCUUUCUUUAAUGCUAGCUGCUGAGCCUGGAUUAGAUGCUUGGUGGUCGAAUGUUGUUCAAAUUAUGAGAGAUGUGUACAAAGCUGAACGAGUAACACUUGCUAUUCCAGCUGACACAACAGACAUCGAAAAUGUUCCUUGGGGCCAAAAAGCAACCUUCAAUCUUCACAAGGAAGACGAUCUAAGUUUGGGUUAUAUGGCAGCCAAACAGUCUAGUAGCGUCGUCAUGAGCACAAGCGACCACGAUAGAUCCUGGCCUGGUUCUAAUGCUACACCACCGAUUUCUGACGAUAAUCUGAAUACUAAGUCUGCCACCCGGCCAGAUUUAUUCAGUCGCCAUUCAUUCACGACUUAUGAGGAUAAGAGGGAGAAAACACGAACUCCACCCAACGCACAGGCUCGGCGGCCUGCGUUUCUUGCCAGGAGCCAAAGUAAUUAUCCCGCAGGUCCUGCCUCAAAAGAGUCCUAUCUCGAUUAUGCCAAACUGAAUAAGACGACACUUGACGAACAUGAUGCCAUUGAGCAACAAAUUCCAAGCUGGGAGGCGCCGCUCAUGGGUGAAAAGGAAAGCCAGGGGCGUGUUCUACCGGUAUUACAGGCUCUUGAUUAUGAGGCGGAUCCUUUGAUUGACCACAGUGGUAUCAUGCGAGUACUUGAACGCGGAAGAGCCAUUGCACUUACUAGAUCAUAUCCGUAUCUCGCUGAUGAAGCCCCGCCUGAGCCGUCGAAGAAACCAAAACCUGUCGCCCCAGAACCUUCCUCGAAUGCUCCAAGGAAUUUUGCCAAACCACGCUCGGACUCAUUCUCGAAAUUAUCAUCAAUGUUCAACUCGGCUAGUUCUUCUCGUGUACCGACUCGCAGCAAAACUCACUCAGCUGCCGACAGAGCGAAAUCAAUAGCCUCACGAUUAGAGGGCCGCUUAGAAGACGAUAUGCCUAGGCCUCCAACGCCUAAGUACGAAGAGUUUGAACAAGCGCCACCUUCGCCUUGGUCACAAUCGCCAGCUCCAUCACCAGCUGUACGCGCUGACCCUAAAGAAAACCCCUUUUUCACAGAUGCCAUGGUCGACGAAGAUUCGUUCAAUCCAGAUACUGGCACAGAGGAUUACACUGGAAUGCGGCCGCCCGAAGCUAUCGGUGUUGAUAACUCGUGGACGGUUCUUCACAUCCCCUUGUCUCACGUUCUUCUCUCGAAACCCGCUCGAACCUUCAAACUAGACAGCACUUUAAUGGAGCAAAGAUCUCACGCGCGCACCAAAAGCGAGAGUAUUCCUGCUCCUAGCGAGGAGGGUGGCCGUAACACACCAGACAGUCUUAAGAGAGAUAAGCCAGCACCGAUCGCUAUUUUAUCAAUUCUGAGCCCAAUCAUCCCUUACCCAUCUAAUCUCAAGCACUCCUUGGAACAUUUGGCACCUCAUAUGGCCACAACUUUCUCACUAUGCCGGCACUACAGUAAUCUUGAGACUGAGUUGGCAGGGCUUCAACGGAAACGGCCGCAGACGACUGGAUUUGGGGCGGUUGCACACGAUGGGCGGCCAUUGGAAAGCAUGGCUUAUCUAACUGCGGAUGACGUCGUUCCACACCAGUCUCUCGCUGGUAGUAUGACGAGUCCGAGCGAUUACUCUGGUGUUUCUAAAAGUGCUACUGGAUCUCCAUUGGGCACUCCUGGGUGGGACCAGGGAUCUGGAGGCUUUCAUGCCGACAAGCGGCCACCGCCGACCUCGAGUCCUGCUGCAACACCUCAAGGAGAGGGAUACUUCAGUUCGAGGCAAAGACCAGUACCCGCGCGACACGAAACAUUUGGCGGCAUAGGUACCCCACGGGCAAGAACAAGUUCAAAAGACACUUCUCCUGCUGAGAAGCGAAAUAUCCGAGUCAGCGGUUCUCUUCUUACACAAGAGAGUCCGGAGCAAAACUCGGCUGCCGAUAAAGCAAUUCGUACUUCUUCUGACGAAUCGACUGGCGGAUUGACCAAAAAGUCGAGUCACGUUGACGCUCCAGAUGUCAGUAUGGAUACUCUGGAUCCUACCAACAAUGACAAUACAGCUGAAGAUUUGGCUGACUCUACCAAGACCGGACGUGGCACUCGACAAGGGCACAGCAUGCUUCAUUCAUAUGGUGCAGAUUUUGCUUCCACUUUCCAAUCUCUUCCGCCGAGCUCUACACUCUCAGCCAGACCGACACCCGUUUCUGCACCUUCUCGGAGUGGCUCAUUGACUACCACAGCUGUUGAUAUGCCACCGCCUUCGGACAGACUCAAGGGACUGAUUUUAGAUUCCCUACCCGCGCAUGUAUUCGUCGCACUUCCGCAGACCGGAGAAAUUGUCUGGGUCAACAGCCGUUAUCUUUCGUACCGAGGCCAGACAGCCACCGACCUUGCCGCAGACCCAUGGGGUAGUCUUCACCCUGAUGACCGAGACGACUACUUAAAAGCAUGGGGCCAUUCUAUUCGCACGGGCGAACAAUUUUCGAGGACUGUUCGAAUCAAACGAUUCGACGGCGCAUAUAGGUGGUUUUAUGCCAGAGCAGUUGCAUCAAAGGAUAAGAGAGGGGUUAUCAUGCAAUUUCUUGGAUCGUACAUGGAUAUACACGAUCAGCACAUUGCGGAACUGAAAGCGGCGCGACAAGAGGAAAUCGAGGCAUCGGAGGCUAAACACCGAUUACUUGCCAACCUCAUCCCUCAGAUCAUCUUCACAGCGACCGAAGACGAAGGAAUCACUUUUGCCAACGAACAGUGGCUCUCGUAUACAGGGCAAAGCUUCUCUGACUCACUUGGAUUGGGUUUUAUGGACUUUGUACAUCCGGACGAUCUUGCGAAGUGCCGAAUUCCCUCUACCCAACCUUCAACCCCUGGCGGAAUACGACGUGAGGGCCAUAGCAAGAUAUACCGGCAGGGAUCUGCACAGUCUGAGGCGGCGUCAACUGCCACUAUUCAACCUCCCAAGUCGCAUACACCUCAAGACUCGCCUCUCCGUAAUGUGCAGCAAGCCCUGUCGCGGAACAACAGCUCUAGCAGCAGUUCAGCGUACGAAUGGCCUGCUGCAGACUUGACUGAACUGGCUCGAAAGGGAAUAAUCAAAGUGGCGACUGAUAGCGCUGGCCGAGUCUCAUACACAACUGAGGUUCGAUUACUGUCCAAGACUGGAGAAUACCGCUGGCAUCUGAUUCGAUGUGUCGAGAUUGACACUAUUGAUUUCGGCAGUGGUGCUAGCUCCUACUUUGGAUCUGCGACAGACAUCAACGACCACAAGCUUCUUGAGACCAAGCUCAAAGAGGCCAUGGAAACCAAGGGAAGAUUCCUGAGUAACAUGUCCCACGAGAUUCGUACUCCUUUAAUCGGAAUUUCGGGCAUGGUAAGCUUCUUGCAGGAUACUACUCUGAAUGAAGAGCAGCUCGACUACACCAACACCAUACAGACCAGUGCCAACAGCUUGAUCAUGAUUAUCAAUGACAUUCUAGAUCUAUCUAAGGUCGACGCUGGCAUGAUGAAACUAAAGUACGAAUGGUUCCAUACCAGGUCCAUCAUCGAAGACGUGAACGAGCUUGUUUCCACAAUGGCCAUUGCGAAACGACUCGAGUUGAACUAUCUCGUGGAGGCCGAUGUACCUGCAUGGGUCAAGGGCGAUAAGGUGCGGAUUCGCCAAGUUCUCCUCAAUGUCACUGGCAAUGCCAUCAAAUUCACUUCAGAGGGUGAAGUCUUCAGUCGAUGCCGUGUUUACGUCGCGGAGGGUUCCCAUGUCGAUGAGAAUGAGAUCAUGCUGGAGUUUUCUGUUACCGAUACAGGUCGCGGAUUCUCAAAGGAGGAGGCGGAGUUGAUUUUCAAACCUUUCAGUCAGAUCGAUGGAAGUAGCACCCGACAACACGGUGGGAGUGGACUGGGCCUUGUCAUUUCUCGACAGCUUGCUGAGCUACAUGGCGGUAGCAUGACGGGACGCGCAACGCUGGGCAAAGGCUCUACCUUUACCUUCACAGCGCGGUUUGGCCUUCCUACAGCUGAUGAUCACCCUAACCUGCCUGACAGCCCUCCUGCUACUGGUGCUUUCACGCCUAGACCGGAGAUGGUUGAUAAUGUUCCCAGCACUAUCAAGCCUCUCCCUCCGCCAAAACAUUUACGCAACGCCGAAGGCGCUAGCCCUGGAGGCACAGUAUCAGAGUUUACGUCACCUGGAGGCCUUUCUGUUGGUAGCUCCAACCCGUCUGUCCGUUCAGCUAAGUCGCAAGUCACCGACCGAUCCUCUGCAACAUCUGUCACCGGUGGUCUGGCCCGAUUCAGCGAGGCGGCUAAAGCUAGUGGGCAAGAUUUGUCUCAGAUGAAGUUGGAGAUGCCCUCAGGGCGCAGCUCUCCUGGUACUCAUCUCUUGCCUGGCAGUGGCUCACCUGAGGACUUCCGACCACCCAUGUACUCAAUCCUCAUCAUCUGCCCGCAGUUCCAUAGUCGCGAGGCCACCACUCAACAUAUUGAGAUGACUCUACCAAAGGAUGUACCUCAUCAGAUCACAGCCUUGGCGAGCGUGAAUGAGGCACAGACAUUGAUUGGUGGUGAGGAUCCUAUCAAGUUCACACAUAUCGUCAUCAACCUUCCCUCUGCCGACGCUAUCAUUGGUCUUAUGGAUGACAUUACGAAAUCACAGACAAUCGAUAAGACAACUAUUCUCGUGCUGUCAGAUUCGGUGCAACGACAAGCUGUCAUCAAGUUGGCGGCCAACACUAAAUAUGAGCAGCUCCUCUCAGAUAACAUGGUGACUUUUAUCUACAAGCCUGUGAAGCCGUCUCGAUUCGCUGUCAUAUUCGAUCCAAACAAGAUGCGUGAUCUUAGCAUAGAUCGUAAUCGCUCUACGGCGCAACAAAUGGUCGAGAAUCAGAAGGCUAGCUACCAGGAGAUUGAACGGCGCAUGGGCAACAAGGGCUACAAGGUGCUCCUAGUCGAGGACAAUCCUGUCAAUCAGAAGGUUCUCAUGAAGUAUCUCAAGAAGAUUGGGGUUGACGUCGAGAUUGCCGUUGAUGGCGCAGAGUGCACCAACAUGGUUUUCUCAAAGCCACAUAAGCACUACUCGUUGAUUUUGUGUGAUCUACAUAUGCCACGAAAAGACGGCUACCAGGCGUGUCGUGAGAUUCGACAGUGGGAAAUUGCCAACAAUUUCCCUCAGAUGCCUAUCAUCGCCUUGUCAGCCAACGUCAUGUCAGACGUUCAGGAUAAAUGUGUCGCUGCGGGAUUCAGUGACUACGUCACGAAGCCAGUCGACUUCAUCGACCUCAGCAGAGCUAUGUCCAAGUUCUUCUGA
Molecule: messenger RNA, 6216 nt
Organism: Fusarium proliferatum ET1
Lineage: Eukaryota; Fungi; Ascomycota; Sordariomycetes; Hypocreales; Nectriaceae
Exons: 2
Coding region: 1-6216 (2071 amino acids)
Biological process (GO): protein autophosphorylation; phosphorelay signal transduction system
Molecular function (GO): protein binding; histidine phosphotransfer kinase activity; phosphorelay sensor kinase activity
Source: RefSeq, a predicted model, not a curated record